AUGGUCUCCUUCAAGUCUCUGCUCGGCGCUGUCGCCAUUGCUGCCUCUAUCCAAAGCGGCUCGGCCAUCUUGGUCGAAAUUUCUCUUGACGUUGCUCUUGGAACAAUUGGUGGUAUUGUUGGCGCCGCCGGUGGUGUUACCGGAGGUGUAUCUGCUGCCGUCGCCAACUCGAAGAGAGAAGUGGAUCACAUUGAGGCUGGACCUAUCAGCCGUGUCAAGAGACAGUCCUACGGCACCAAGUACGAUUGGGAGCAAUGCCACAAGGAGCUCACCACCUCUCACGUUGACUUCAACGGCGAGUCUGCUGGAACUGUGGUCGUCAGCGGUGUGCCUCCAACUUGCAUGAACCUUGCUACUGUCAUCACUGGCAAGUUCGACGAGGGUAACCCGGUUCCUCUCAGCAACAAUGCAAUCCGUUUCACUGGCUUGACCAACGAUGAUGUCAACAAGAUUCAGGACGCUCUGAACACCCACUCUUAA
Messenger RNA from Penicillium nucicola, 480 nucleotides. RefSeq lists its product as uncharacterized. NCBI's taxonomy places the organism in Eukaryota, Fungi, Ascomycota, Eurotiomycetes, Eurotiales, Aspergillaceae. The record is from RefSeq and is a predicted model, not a curated record. Bases 1 to 480 code for a protein of 159 amino acids. The transcript has 2 exons.